Molecule: messenger RNA, 5061 nt
Organism: Acanthaster planci (crown-of-thorns starfish)
Lineage: Eukaryota; Metazoa; Echinodermata; Asteroidea; Valvatida; Acanthasteridae
Product: metabotropic glutamate receptor 8-like
Biological process (GO): G protein-coupled receptor signaling pathway
Cellular component (GO): membrane
Molecular function (GO): G protein-coupled receptor activity
Source: RefSeq, a predicted model, not a curated record
UCACGCUGCAGGCAAAGCAAAGCGGGAGGUGCCAUUUCAGUAGCCCUUUCACAUUUCCACUUGGACGGAGACAAUGGAAUAAAAGAAAUUCAGUGGAAAAGUUCGCACUGGUAUUCUUUGAACUUGGGUCAUGACGCAUGUACGAGGGACCAGACGAGCCAAGGGGAAAGGUGGAUUAUUAUGUUACGCGCAUGGCUUGGGCAGUAACGACUAGCUCAGUUUAGCAUGGCAGAUUAACAAGUCCAUCCCGUCAUUUGGCGGAUUCUACGCUCAUGCAGGUUUCCACAGUUUCGCUAUAAAUGUGGGGUAUGUAUAUAAUGGCAGCAAUUGCUGAUAACGCAGGUACUUAGCUGGAUAAUAGGCUUAACUGCUGCUUCGAAAUCUACAGGACAUGAAAGUCGCAGUGCCUCAUACACAUUGCACAUUUACGGGUGAGGACAAAUGCUGAGGUGGAUUGAUGGUUGACAAGUUUCGUGGUUAAUAUAUGAUAGACUCGUCACGUGUUAUCAGCGCGCGCAUCGACUGGCAACUGCAGCAACUUUCAACGGGUACUCUGCGCGUGAAAGGGCAAUACUUGCGACCGACGAGCUUCAGUGGUAGCCACGUCUCCCCGUAGGAGUCAGGGUGGACGGUCGCGUUCCUUCACCGAGUGAUGUCCCUUAUUAGCCCGAGGUAGACCAGGCCGUUUUACGUGCGCGUGAGUUGAUUUAUGCUCCAUCUCUUCCGCGAGGAACAAUCGGGCGAAGAAAGCACUUAGUGCAUGUCAGCCGUAACAAAAGAUGAUUGGUGCUGAUGGAACGAGUCGUGCGACCACGUUCACUUGUUGAGCUACCCAAGCGACAGCAUUAUAAAUCGAGAGUGAAAUAGGAAGGAAGUACCCUUCAGAAUUUUGUCGGGUUAGAAUUAGCCCGUGCCGGUGCUUUAUGUACUUGUGCUGUGAGGAGCGGCAUUAAAGGAAAGGAACAUACUCAAUUUUCAAGAGAGUUGGCCAACAUGCUUCAAGAUGGAUCUCAACUAUCACACGGGCCGCUCUCAUCCUCGACUGUUUUCAGUGUCGGUGCUGGUCACGUUCUUUGCACUGAGUUUCCACAUUCUUCUUUCCGCCCAUGGAGCUGAUCAUGUGACUGCGAUCGCGACGCCAGGGGGUCCGCUGCGAGGCGCCCAGCCCUUCCAUGGUGCCGGCGGCGUGCAGGACGAGGCCCGGACCAGCUUCACCAGGCGGGGGGACUUCAUCCUCGGGGGACUGUUUGAUAUCCACUCGGAGCAAGACGGCGAGUGUCAAGAGAUCAGCCCUCGUGGUCUGCAGUGGAUGUACGCUAUGGUCUACGCCAUCGAACUCAUCAAUGUGAGGCAGGACCUACUGCCUAAUGUUACUUUAGGAUUCCAGAUCAAGGACACCUGCGGCAACCCCAACGUAGCCGUGAGGUCAUCCUUAGACUUCAUAACCAGCUCGACCAGUCCCGGCGCCUGCUUGAACAACUCCGAGUCAGUCAGCGAGGAGGGCAGGCCCACAAACCUGGUAGCCGUCGUUGGCCCGGCUACCAGUAACGCUGCAGUGUCGGUGGCCAGUCUGUUUCAGCUGUUUAAGCUGCCGGAGAUUAUCUACUCGGCCACCAGCGAACUCCUCAGCGAAUCGCGUUACAGCUACUUCACUCGAGUAGUUCCCGGCGACAACCAUCAGGCGGCCGCCUUGGCCGACAUUGUGCACCACUUCGGCUGGCCCGUGGUGGCCACGAUCUACUCGGACGACCUGGCCUACGGGCUGAACGGGCAGAAGCGAUUCCUGGAUUUCGCAGCGAGGAAGGGCAUCUGCGUAUCGUACGAGGGUAAAAUCGGCAGCAGCAGCACUGCGGAGGACUUCCGUGAGAUUGUCAACGAUUUGAGAGGUUUCCCCAAAGUGAAAGCGAUAGUGGCCUUCGCUAACGAGUCUCCCAUGCUGAGGCUACUGGAGGUCUUCGCCGAGCAGAACGCCACCGGUUACACGUGGAUCGGCACGGACGGCUGGACCGCAUCGCCAGCCCUCACCGCCGACGACCGGCUCACCAGAGUCACUCAGGGCAUGCUUGGGCUCCGAUACAGCACGACAGAGGUUGACGGCUUUCUUGAGUUUCUCCGCGGCCUCUCUCCCUUGGUGGACACUGGAUACGAGGACCCAUUCCUCAUGGAGUACUGGGAGCGAGCCUUGGAGUGCCACCUUCUUGAAAUUCCACAACAUUUGCGAGAUUUUGCGAGGUUCCGCAAAAUUUGCAACAUGAACGAGACUUUACCUGAGAGUGAUGCUUUUUUCGCGGGCAGGUUUGUCUCCACCAUCUUGGAUGCGGUGGAAGUGGUCGCUAUGGCUUUGCACGUGGCCUUAAACUGCGACGAGGGAGGCUGCAAGACGUCUAAAUAUCUUGACAGCGAUGAAAUUUUGGCUUUGAUGAAAAACGUCAGUUUUGUUGGUACCUCUGGUUACAGGAUCGAAUUCUCAGAUGGAGGGAAUCUGGAAUCAGGUGCCUUUUACGAUGUGUAUAAUCUGAAGCCUGUGACCACGUGUGCAAGUCAAAGGAUAGUAGAAGAAAUUGGCCUGUGGAAUCAAAAAGAAGGAUUAACGGUUGGUGGCAACAUAAGCUGGUACAGCGACGACUCCUGUUCCAGAGGAGCCAUCCCGUCAUCCAUUUGUAGUGCCUCCUGCCGGCCAGGGCAGCGCCAACUUCCCAAGGGGCUCUCAGAGUGCUGCUGGGUGUGCGUGGCCUGCCAGGGAAAUCUCUACAGCGACCGAGAGGACGCCCUCACCUGCUCCAAUUGCUCCAGCGAGAUGAUUGUCAACGCGGACCGGACGGGUUGCGACAAGCUGCCGGAUCACUACUUCACGCCGAGCAGUUCCCUCGGGAUCGCCCUCAUCACCCUCUCCGUCCCGGGGAUACUCCUCACAGUAAUCAUGGGCGCCAUCUUUAGGCGCCGGCGCCACGCCCAGGUAGUGGUGCGAGCGUGCGCGGGACACAGCUACGCUAUCUUGUUUUGCGCCCUCGUCUGUUUUGCGUUCUCCUGGCUGCCCUUCCUACGUGCCGAUGAUGUUGUCUGUGCCGUCAAGGCCUGCCUGCAGCUCUUGCCCGUAACCCUCCUUCAAGGUAUGCUCUUUUUAACGGCCUACGUCACUAAAAAGGGUCGAAGGUUCGUCACGAACUGGACAAGGUUCUUAUUAGGAGCCGGCACCUGUGCUCUGUUUUGUGUAUUCGUUGCUAUUUGGUUUGCAGUGGAUCUCCCAAGGCCGUCCAGAAUACCGGAUACAGCUGCGCGUUUUGUGUACGUCGAUUGCCAGGAUGGUGAGAUUUUUGCCCUGACUUUGUCUUUCAUGUACAGCCUCAUGCUGGACGUGGCCGGUCUGUGCCUUGCCUACAGAGCGAGGAAUAAGGAGGAAAACUUCAGAGAGGGCAAGUUCGUCUUUUUCGCCUUCAUUGUCCACAUCAUGAUCUGGUUGACCACGCUUGGGAUUUACCUUGCUGUGGGAAGCGGGAAGCAUCUCCAAGCUUUUAUUCUUGCCAUUGGGGGGACAUUCAGCGGUUACAUACCCCUGUUUAUGCUUUUUGUGCCUAAACUUUACCUCAUGAGGACGAAACCGUACGCAAACGAAAAGAUGGACGCCAGAGCGAAAAGAAAGAUCAAGGGCCCGAGAAGCUUGCAAAAAAAAAUCAGAAAAUCUAGAUUAUCGUCAGAGGUUCUCUCGGCGCGAAGGGCGCUGCUGAGCAACUGUCGCAGAGCUCUGGACUCUAUCAUGGGCGAGAGGACGCAGAGCAUUCGGUCUGUCAAGUUCUUUUUGCAAAGGAUGGAGGAAUUGAAAUCAAGACAUCAGAAAAUUCUGGAAGCGAAGAAAUCUCUGUUGAGUGACGUCAAGAGGAGGAAAAUUCAUCUGGUCAUUUCCUCCCCAAAACUGCCGUCAACAUCUCUCUGAUCCUUUCCCAUUCCGACAUGUUUUUUUCAACAACUCACUCUAUGUUGAUAUACGGCACCCAGCAUCGUCUUUACUCCUCUUUCGCCAAAUAAUUCUUAACCGUGUCAGUACUUUGAAGAACAGCGUUUUAAAAUGAAAUACUUGAAAAGAUUGCGAUGAAGGGAUUUUUGACUGUUCAAAAAUAUUUAUUGGAUGCAUUUGAUAUCUUGUGAGAUUUUAUCCGUCCAUUUUGAUAUGAAUGGUAGCACAGAAAAUGUCCAUUUCUGUGACCAUGGUUGCGGCUUUGGGCAUUUUAUGCUAAACAAUCAGUGAUCACCCAAUGCCAUGGUCACAUUAGUCCUUUUGGAAACAACUUCAAGUUGAAGCGUAAUGGUUAAAGAAAAAUACUGCAUAGGUCCUAGCCUUGCCAGGUUGCCAGGCAAUGCCGAAUGCCCGUUGGGAGCAAGUUUGUGUCAAGACGUUCCACUGGUCUCACCAGGUGCCCAAGCCGUGCUUUGCCUACAGGUUACCAGGGAAAUUUAAUCGACCACUGGUCGUCGUACGAACUCGCUCUGUGCUUAAAGUUCGCAAUGUACGCAUGGUAACGUUUCUGAGAAUGCAUAUCUGACGGGAUUUAAUUUUUUAAUACUAAUAUCACCUUCCAAAAUGAUGCCCGCACAGUUUCAUCCUUGUGCAAUCGCCAUCAAAGUAUUCUUACCUGUCACAGGUAUCCUUAGCAUUGAACCUGAACAAUCAAUUUUACCUUUUCUGGGGAGAUUUUUCACAGAACAUCCAACGCUAUUGGGGUUUUUAAAACUGCCUUUUUUUAGAUCGAACACACGCAGCAAUAUAUUCUCUGUUUUCCAAUUCGUUUUUGAUCAGUGUAUCAUAAUCUAUAUAUAGCAAGUUUGUAACAAGAUUAAAAGAAAUGUGAUUGUUUCAAAUCUCUCAACUUCUGGGUGUUUUGCCGACGUUGGUUUUAGUGUCGCAUCUGCUUUGAGCAGAGCCACCCCCUCGUCCGUUGAAAAGAGAUCGGUGGGAGCGUUCAUUACGUUGGUAUCGAUGCAACCUACCGUGAGGAGCGCUUUUCAUAAUGAUCGUUCUAAACAACGGCGCCUCCGUUGCUAGGGAAAUUGCUCCCUCUCUUGGCA